AUGCCAUCCAGAAUAUGUAUUCGAUGUUUCAAUUCUAGCUCAAAUAGGUUAAUAUUGAGACAGUAUAUAUCUACUGCCUCUAAUUCCUCAAAUAGUGCAACCAAUGUCGGUCACAGUGUUUCCACUAGACAGCAACUAUACGUUACCGAUCCAAUUUCACCAGGCUCGAUAUUCUUUUUGCCUAAUGGUACUAAAGUAUUUAACAAGCUAAUCCAGUUUAUGAAGCUUCAACAACAAAACAAGUAUGGUUUUCAAGAAGUUAUUACCCCAUUGAUUUAUAGAAAGAGCUUGUGGGAACAAUCUGGCCAUUGGGAAAAUUAUAAAGAUGACAUGUUUCGGGUUGAAGGAAAUGAUUCCACGAAGGAGGAAUUUGGUUUAAAACCUAUGAAUUGUCCUGGCCAUUGUGUUAUGUUCCAAAAAUUUGAUAGAUCAUAUAAUGAGUUACCGUUGAGAUUCUCUGAUUUUUCUCCUUUACACAGAAAUGAAGCUUCUGGUGCUUUAUCUGGAUUGAGUAGAGUGCGAAAGUUCCAUCAAGACGAUGGGCACAUAUUUUGCACAACUGAUCAGGUCGAGGAGGAGAUUGAGAAGUGUUUACAAUUGGUAGAUCUUUGUUACUCCACUGUAUUUCCAUUAAGGAAAGACAUGAAGAAAAGUUUUGGAUAUAAGUUAUGUUUGUCAACUAGACCAGAAAAAUAUAUCGGAAAACUAGAGGUUUGGGAUCAUGCAGAAUCUGUGCUUAAAUCUAUCCUGGAGGAUUCUGGGAAACAAUGGUCAAUUAAUAAAGGGGAUGGUGCUUUUUACGGACCAAAGUUAGAUAUCCAUGUGGAAGACCACAUAGGCAAGUAUCAUCAAGUUGCUACUAUACAGUUGGACUUUCAGUUACCAGAGAGGUUCAAUCUGAAGUAUAAAGAUGCGGAUGGCAGUUACAAACAACCAAUAAUGAUACAUAGAGCUGUAUUUGGUUCCUUAGAAAGAUUCAUGGCUAUUCUAAUGGAUUCAAAUAACGGCAACUGGCCGUUCUGGCUUAACCCAAACCAAGCAAUGGUGAUUCCAGUGGCUAAUGAUAACAAAAAGAUUAUUGCUUUCUCUAAGAAGGUCAUAGGAAAGUUACGCGGCGAAGAUUCUGAUCCUAGUAAACCUAUCCAGUUAAACAGCUUUCACUUUAACGUAGACAUUGACACGAGGGAUGAGUCAGUAAGUUAUAGACUAAGAGAUGCGAUAGGCAAGAAAUAUUCUUAUAUUAUUAUGAUAGGGGAGCAAGAGGUAUCAAAUUUAAAGGUUGCAUUGCGCUCACGUGAAUCACGUAAGGUGGAUAUGUUGACAUUGGAUGAACUAUUCGAGAAAUUUUGUGAUCUUGAAAAAAACUAUAAAUGA
Eremothecium cymbalariae DBVPG#7215 is the source of this 1374-nucleotide messenger RNA. RefSeq names its product threonine--tRNA ligase MST1 (gene MST1). The record is from RefSeq and is a predicted model, not a curated record. Bases 1 to 1374 code for a protein of 457 amino acids. The transcript has a single exon. Lineage: Eukaryota; Fungi; Ascomycota; Saccharomycetes; Saccharomycetales; Saccharomycetaceae. Gene Ontology annotation, molecular function: threonine-tRNA ligase activity; ATP binding. Gene Ontology annotation, cellular component: cytoplasm. Gene Ontology annotation, biological process: mitochondrial threonyl-tRNA aminoacylation.